GGGCGGGUCCCGCGGCGCGUCCGGCUCGCCCAUUGGCCGAUCGGCCGGCGCGUGUCUGUUGCGGUGCGUCCCGCCCGGUCCCGUCCCGGAUGGUUCCCGCCUGGAUGGCAUCCAACUAUAGAAAACCUGGCUUAGCUACAGCCCAGCGGAAGAAAAGUGGCUUGAAGCCUGAACUUACAGAAGAGCAAAAGCAGGAGAUCCGGGAAGCUUUUGAUUUGUUUGACACCGAUGGAUCUGGGAGCAUCGACAUCAAAGAACUGAAGGUUGCAAUGAGGGCUUUGGGCUUUGAGCCAAAGAAGGAAGAGAUUAAGAAAAUGAUAGCAGACAUUGACAAGGAAGGAAGUGGCACCAUCGACUUUGAAGACUUUUUGGCCAUGAUGACACAAAAAAUGAGCGAAAAGGAUUCACAGGAAGAAAUCUUGAAAGCCUUCAGAUUGUUUGAUGAUGAUGGGACAGGAAAAAUUUCAUUCAAAAACUUGAAAAGGGUUGCCAAGGAGCUGGGAGAAAAUCUAACAGAUGAAGAACUUCAGGAAAUGAUCGAUGAAGCUGAUCGAGAUGGAGAUGGAGAAGUAAGUGAGCAAGAAUUCUUGAGAAUCAUGAAGAAAACUAGCUUAUAUUAAUAUUUGUUGCCUUGCUACACAGCUGUCCCAAAAGAUAACCUGGAAAAGACUUAAAAAACUGGGCUUGUGUCUCCUGCAUAUUUUCUGUCACAUAAAGUCAGGAAGGACAGAUUUUUUUUUUUUUGGUUCAUUCUUUUUUCAACAAAGUUAAUUGGGGAAGAGGGGGCUGCAGUAUUCAGUAUUGUUAAAAUGUGAUACUGCAGAAGUGAAAAGGAAGGAUGGACUGAACCUGCAAGGCAGGGUCCCUUUCUCUCCCCCAUAACAACUUCCCCAGUUGCCAUUUUGGACAAAAAACGCUGUGUUUUACUAUUUCACUAAAAGACUUGUCAGUUAAGAUGCAAAGAUUCCCACUGCUGCUGGGAAAGGCCACUUGGACUUUCCUAAGGCUACAGAUUAAAGGGACAAGCACAGUAUUUUUUUUUAUUCCUUUUGAGGCUUUUAGGUUAUCUUUUGGUAUUUGUCUCCUUUUGUUUAUCUCCGUGAAAGACUCUAAAAUGAAUUGCAAAUCUGUCUGUAUUUCUGUAUGAAAUACUGUUUUCUCAUAGCAAGUUAGUUUUGGACUUAAUGGGAAGCAAAUGUAGCUAACCAGCCUUGGUUCUUCAUUUGGAGCUGUGUGCCAUCCAUAGAUGUUCUUCUGUUUUUCUGAUCACCCAAAACCUGAAUGAAACUUGAAUGUAGCGUGCUUGGGUCACCAAAGUUUAUUGUAUAACCAGGCAACAUGUUGUGCCAUUGUUCUUACUCCCCAGACAUUAGAGCUGCCAUUACUUCAGAAUUUUAGGUACCUAAAAAGUUCAGUUCUGUGGUGCACUAGAGUACAUUUUGUCCUUGGCUGUUAACAGUUAAGUUGUAAGGAAGGCUCACAGCUGAAGUGAAAAAACAGCUCACCGUGGAUAUCUGUGGAACACUGAAUGUAUUUAGAUCCAUGCAAUCCAAAUUCAUUUCACACAUCACAGGUUUGGGUUUGGUUUUUUUAGGAGCACCUUUCUUUUCUUGAGUAUUUCUUGCACGUACUGUCAAUCUGGGACUUACUGGAGAGCCACAUUGCCUUCCGUGUUAUGGGGACAGAGGGGACACAACCUGACAUCCAAUUAUGUGGCUCUGCAGGAGGGUUUAUCCUUGGGUCCUGAUUAGACGAUCUGUUUUAAAACUUUCAAAGCCUGUAAAAUUCCAGAGACCUGAGAAGUUCCCUAUUAGCAUAGUUGGUGGCAGUUGAUGUAAUCUGUAGUAUUGUAAGUGUUUUAAAAUGUCUUAACUUUGUAUAAGUGUGAAAUAAAACUGUUUUGCAAGUUAA
Corapipo altera (White-ruffed manakin) is the source of this 1911-nucleotide messenger RNA. Its product is annotated as caltractin. Gene Ontology annotation, molecular function: calcium ion binding. The transcript has 5 exons. Gene Ontology annotation, biological process: centriole replication; mitotic cell cycle; nucleotide-excision repair. Gene Ontology annotation, cellular component: centrosome; centriole. Bases 90 to 620 code for a protein of 176 amino acids. Lineage: Eukaryota; Metazoa; Chordata; Aves; Passeriformes; Pipridae. The record is from RefSeq and is a predicted model, not a curated record.